AUGACUACUUCUCCUAAAGAUAUACCUACAUUAUCAGAAUGGUACGCUUCCAACGAGACUCCCCAAACGGAAGACGAGCCAAAAUACAAUCAUGAUGAAGGGUUGAAUAGAAGAGUCAGCAUCUGGAGAGGCGAUAUAACCAAGCUCCAAGCAGACUUGAUAGUCAACGCGGCCAACUCCUCUCUCCUAGGCGGAGGUGGGGUGGACGGAGCGAUCCAUCGAGCAGCUGGACCAGAGUUGUUGGAGGAGUGUGAGGGUCUGGGAGGUGCUGAGACGGGUGAGACGAAAGUGACUAAGGGGUAUGAACUCCCAUCAAAAUACGUAGCUCAUACCGUCGGACCAAUCUAUUCCUCCCGUGCCGUCGACAAAUGUGCUCAACAGUUAAAAUCAUGCUAUCAGACUUCUCUCGAUUUGUGUCAAAGUCAUGGAGGGGGUGUAAUUGGAUUUUCAAGUAUCUCAACGGGUGUUUACGGUUACCCCAUCAAAGACGCUACUGAAAUAGCUAUUGAGACCACGAGAAAAUUCCUGGAAAAAGACCAAUCGGUAACAAGAGUGAUCUACGUGGUAUUCUCCAAAAAGGAUGAAGAAGUUUAUAAAUCCAUUUUACCUCAGUUUUUCCCCCCUCAUCCUUCCUCCGAAUCAUCAAAUGACAACAAGCAUGAGUAG
Kwoniella mangroviensis CBS 8507 is the source of this 666-nucleotide messenger RNA. RefSeq lists its product as uncharacterized. Lineage: Eukaryota; Fungi; Basidiomycota; Tremellomycetes; Tremellales; Cryptococcaceae. The record is from RefSeq and is a predicted model, not a curated record. The transcript is spliced from 6 exons. Bases 1 to 666 code for a protein of 221 amino acids.